Dicentrarchus labrax (European seabass) is the source of this 2357-nucleotide messenger RNA. It is a transcript of the gene bdh1, whose product is annotated as 3-hydroxybutyrate dehydrogenase, type 1. NCBI's taxonomy places the organism in Eukaryota, Metazoa, Chordata, Actinopteri, Moronidae. Gene Ontology annotation, molecular function: oxidoreductase activity. The coding region runs from base 461 to 1546 and encodes 361 amino acids. The transcript has 5 exons. The record is from RefSeq and is a predicted model, not a curated record.
CCGUUGACACAGAGUCCGCACUUUAAUGAAGUCUCUCCAAAUUCUGGGAACUCAGUAUUUCUUAAGCACACUUAUAUUGCAGUUCUUGUGGAACGUUAGAAUAGAACGUUACAAUGGAACGUUAGAAUAGAACGUUACAAUGGAACGUUAUAAGUUCGGAUAACCGUUAAGAGCUCGUUAGCUAGUUAGCUUAACGUUAACGGUUCCAAGCUCUAGUUCAUGAAGGACCAAAAAAUGAAUAACGGAGUGAUUUAGCGGACAUAAAGUUACACAAACACCAACCGAACCCGUACAAGCUUUCUAACGCUUAUUUCUCAAAAACGAACAUGCCAUUCUUUCGUUAUCUUGAGGACAGCCGGGUAAUUUCUUUUUUUCUGGUUAUCGGAUCCCGGGGGCGUGUCGUGACCCCGCGGUGGGUGAUGCAGAUCGCCGAGGAAAGUAAACACACCAUUCCGCCAAGAUGGCUCCGCUCUCCCUGUUCCGAGUGGCACUCCUGGUGUCAUUUUCAGUGUUUCUGACGGUUGUGUUGGGUUUGGGGCUGCCUGCCCUGCUGAACGCAGCGAUGAGGAUGGUGGGACUACCGGAGACCAGUGUCACCGAGUGUAUAGUUGUGCUGUAUUUACUUUUUGUGCUGUAUAUUGCGACACCUCGAAUUCCUAGAGGACUGGUGGAGGUGAAGGGGAAAGCUGUGUUUGUUACAGGUUGUGACACAGGAUUUGGUCAUGCACUUGCCAAGCAUCUGCACAAGCUUGGAUUCACUGUGUUUGCUGGAUGUCUUCUGAAGGAUAAAGGUGGAGAGGGUGCAAAGGAACUGGAGGAAUUUCAUUCAGAUCGCAUGAAGGUAGUCCAGCUGGAUGUGUGCUGUGAACAGCAGGUGAACCAGGCUGUGGAGUAUAUCAAAGACAACCUAGCUGACUCAGAGAGAGGUCUGUGGGCUGUUGUGAACAACGCUGGUUUGUCAACGUUUGGAGAAGUAGAGUUUACUACCAUGGACACCUACAAGCAGGUGUCAGAGGUCAACCUGUGGGGCACUAUCAGGGUCACCAAAGCUGUUCUGCCAUUGAUCCGCAGGGCCAAAGGCCGCGUUGUGAACCUGGCCAGCAUGUACGGGAGGAUGGGAAAUAUGUUGCGGUCGCCUUACUGUGUAUCAAAAUACGGCGUGGAAGCUUUUUCUGAUUGCCUUCGCUAUGAGAUGAAGGCCUGGGGAGUAAAAGUGUCCAUAAUUGAACCGGGGAACUUCAUCGUGGCCACCGGCAUUCUGACCCGUGACAUUGUGGCCAGCACGGCCAAUAAGCUGUGGAACGAGGCCCCCUCGCAUGUGAAGGAGGAUUACGGGAAGGCCCACUUUGAGCAACAAAUGGCUCUGAUGCGCUCUUAUUGCAACAGCGGGCAGAAGGAGGUGGCCCCUGUUCUGGAUGACAUCACUGACGCCAUCAUGUCCAAGCGUCCUUACACGCGAUACAACCCCAUGGAGCCGCACUGGUGGAUCAGAGUGCAGCUGAUGACCCAUCUGCCCGGCGUCAUAUCCGACUUCCUCUAUUUCUAGAAGAGAAGGUGUUCCUGUUUUAGCUCCCUUCGUUUCGACCCCCCCUCCCUUAGAUCACAGAUAGCAGCAUAUUCUUCAACUAUGUAGCACUACGCAGAUCUACAAACUUACCCUGAGGAGGGGUCUCUGCUAUGUAUUCCUCAGCACUUGCAAUCAUUCACUGAUCAAGCCUUAAAAUGUAACGUUUUUGUUUUUUUAAACUGUGAGUACUUUGCUUUUUGUAUGUCUGACAAAAAAACCUUCCGUGAUAAGUAGUAACUACUUUGUGUUGGAUAUCAGCAGAGCUAUGACAUACUCGUAGCUAUAAAUACUGCAUCGAUAUAUCUCUUUAAAAAAAACAACAACAAAAAAAGAUUGUUUGUCCUCUUAUAUCUUUUUUUUUUGCUGGUACUUGUAAUGUUUUGCCUUAUGAGAAUCUUCUGGAGCCCCCACUGGUAUGAGGACCAAAGUUGGUACAGCUCAAGAGAAGGCUCCUGCUGUUCUGCUGUGGCUGAUGCCGGAACAAACCAAGGUCAGCUACUGUAAGACCGUGGUGAGAUUUGGCUCGACUCGUCCCGGAGUUACGUAACGACUAACACAAGCCCACUUUGUCUCACUUGCGCCAUGAGAUCCUGCAUGCUACUUCGACAGUGAGGUUGAUUGAUGUGAUUAAUGGGUAUGCUUGAACAAACCCCCCCCCCCAUCCUCUCUUUGGUGGAAAAGUAUUUUGUAUAUAGAAUCAUGUCAAUGAAUAGAGCAUUUAUUUUGAAAAUAUUACAAUCACAGUAUCAUUUUUCAAAGAACGAUUUCAAAUAAAGUGACCAAAAUGUGA